CAGCAAACAAAAAUGGGUUUAGCAUUACUAACAACGGUCUUCUUCUUUGUCCUGUACUCAUCAGUUCAAGCAGAUAACGUCACUUGUAUAAGCAACUAUGCAGAUCUAAAGGAUGCUCUCAGAGAUAAAGAAACUGACAAUGUUAGACGACUACUUGACACUUUCUAUCCUCCAGAUGGCUCACCAGUACAUUUUCUCUAUGUUACUUACUGCCUAAGUGAUUCUAAAACCGAGUGCAACCCAACAUUUGGUACAUAUAACUACCACUGGGCAGAUACCAGACUUCUACUGGUGAUUGAGCCAAAUCUACUCGUUUCUUUGACCCUGGAUUUCAUUAAACUUGGUGUUAAAGAAAUUACUCUAACUAUUAGUCCACCAUUUUGUUCUAAUGAAAGUGAAAGCAAUGUGAUACUACUUGAUACACUGACGACAUGGUUAAAGCAUUAUGCAACUAGUGAUGAGGAUGAAUCGGAUAGAGGCUAUGUAGCUUAUGUGUCUGGCUCCGAGUUUCCUAUCACCACUGAGAACCUUAUUUUCCAGCUCCUUGUACCUUAUGGUCUACUAACAGUUGUCAUUAAUAUCCUCAUCAUCCUAAGUUUCAGGGUUUGUUCAAGGACAAUGGCAGAGAGAAUUGAUAAAGCAGUAGAAAGAGCUAUUUCCACGGUUCAGUCUAGUGUAUCUGAUGAGCAGGAAGAAAAGGAAAGGCCUCCUUUCCUUAAGACCAUUUCUUCACCUGGUCAUAAUACUUUUUAUGUUUUAGCUGUGGUGUUUCUGACAGUCUAUGAUAUGAGAUUAUUUACAACCAUUGAAACAAAAUAUAAUUAUCUCAGUUGGUUUGUCUUCUUUCCAGUACCAUUCAUUGCUCCUUUGUGCUUAACUGUCGGUGUUAUCACUCCAAUUUGUAUCAAAGGCAUUGGAUAUUUACGAGGGGCUACAGAAUAUGAAACCAAAAAAGACACAAUCAAUCAUAUAAUGACCAUAGCACUACUCAUCACAUUAAGUUCUUUUGCUCUCUUUCAUGGGUUUUGGAUGGCUAUGCUGUUUGCUGUUUAUCCUUCUAUUGCUCUAUCAAGAGCUCUCAUCCUGAUCCCAAUGUACUUGCCAAUAUUGAUCAUAUACAGGAAGAUACCUUAUUUUGUUAGAAAAUUUCGUGAACUGUAUAAAAAGAGAGGUAGAAAGGAUGGUAAUCAAGAUGGCAAGGUCACAAUAGCUGCUUUAUGUUAUGUUGUCUUUGUAAUUGUGGUGAUGUGGCCUGCUGUACUACUUCUCAUCAAUUAUAUAUCCAAUUACUUCAUUAUUGUGAAUGAGCUUGCAGGAGACAUUUUGCAGCUCAUAGUGAUUGUUGCCAUUGUGACACUCAUCACAUAUCGCUUAGCUAAAGUUUUUGUCGAGGUUGAUCAAGAAGAUGAAGAUACUGGAUAUGGAGAGGCAGAUGAUGAAGUAAACCUUCCAUAUGGAGAAGUGAACAAUAGCUAUGAACCACCAAGUGAAGAGGUAAGAGGACUGAAUUAUGAGGGUAUAAAAGAGACGACAAUACAAAUGGAAGAGACCACACUGCAUGCAGGAAGGGAAAAUGAAGUUGAUGCUGAUGAUGAAACUAUGCCAAUCCCUUAUAAUGAUGGGGAGAACAGGGCCAUGCCUGUUCCAUAUGUAUUAGUUAAAUAAACAUAUUUUACAUAGCUACAGUCUGUUAUUUAUAGCUGCUGCUUUACUUUUAUAUUCUUUAUUUUUAUUUGCAAAAAUAAAAAAUUGCGUGGGAUGUAAA
Molecule: messenger RNA, 1765 nt
Organism: Amphimedon queenslandica
Lineage: Eukaryota; Metazoa; Porifera; Demospongiae; Haplosclerida; Niphatidae
Exons: 2
Coding region: 13-1665 (550 amino acids)
Source: RefSeq, a predicted model, not a curated record